CCCAUCGCAAAAACCAUUAUCUCUAGCAGCAGCUAGCAACACCAGCCUCCACAGCUCGUCCAGACCACAAUGGCAACCUCCACCACCGGCGCCGUCGUAAACAGCUCCUUUCUCGGGAGACGCCCUACCACAAGCCUCUGGUCUGCACCUAAGCUUCAGGCCGUGUUUGGCGUUGGAACAAAGAGCAGCCGCCGUGGCAUCCGAGGGCGCGUGACGUGCAUGGCGGCGUUCAAAGUGAAGCUGCUAACGCCAGAAGGCCCAAAGGAAUUCGAAUGCCCUGAUGACGUUUACAUUCUGGACCAAGCCGAGGAGGCCGGAAUCGAUCUUCCGUUCUCGUGCAGAGCAGGUUCGUGCUCGUCGUGCGCCGGGAAGGUUGUGGAAGGUGAGUUAGACCAGUCCGAUCAAAGCUUCCUGGACGAUGACCAGAUUGAUGGAGGCUGGGUUCUUACUUGCGCGGCUUACCCUCGAUCUGAUGUUGUGAUUGAGACCCACAAGGAGGAGGACCUCGUUGGUUAAGCAUUGUUCAUGUUUGUAUGACUACGAAUCAUGAAUGAAUAUAUAUAUUGUAUUGAAAUGUUGUCUUGUUUUGUCGCUUUGAUUAAGAAUUUUCUUGUAGUUUAAUUUCUCUCUCUGAGUGAGUCUGGAUGAUCAACAAUUCAUGUUAUAAUAAAUCUGCUUUACUUGUUUUUA
This is a messenger RNA of Prosopis cineraria, 690 nucleotides long. RefSeq names its product ferredoxin-like. The transcript has a single exon. Bases 70 to 516 code for a protein of 148 amino acids. Gene Ontology annotation, molecular function: electron transfer activity; 2 iron, 2 sulfur cluster binding. Gene Ontology annotation, biological process: electron transport chain. Gene Ontology annotation, cellular component: chloroplast. The record is from RefSeq and is a predicted model, not a curated record. Lineage: Eukaryota; Viridiplantae; Streptophyta; Magnoliopsida; Fabales; Fabaceae.